Cucurbita pepo subsp. pepo (vegetable marrow) is the source of this 1205-nucleotide messenger RNA. RefSeq names its product FANTASTIC four-like protein (DUF3049). Lineage: Eukaryota; Viridiplantae; Streptophyta; Magnoliopsida; Cucurbitales; Cucurbitaceae. The record is from RefSeq and is a predicted model, not a curated record.
UAUAAGGAACGCUUAGUUCUCCUCUCUAACCGAUAUAAGACCUAUCCGAAAUCAACUGGGAUACAAAGCAAAGAUAAUCAAUUCGGCAGCUUUCUCGAAGCCAGCAACACAAGAACUAAACAGAAAGCAAAACACCAGAAGCUGUUCCAUCCUAUGUUUUGGCUAUACAUAUCCAUUAGAUCUUUGUCUCUGCAUAAAGAGUAUAGCAACAUGAAAAUGUUAACUACAGAGACAUCCUAAGUUCAAAACAAUGACAGCCACCAAAUCCAUGUCCUGUCCUUACAACCACCUGUCCAUAUUCCACUCCAAGACACCAAAAAAGAAAGAAAAUACUCAGCUGGCCUAAUUAAUAACCAUCAGCUUCUUUGUUUCUACCCAUUGCCAAUCUCGUGCAUCCAUCAAUCUUUGCAAGAACUCACUUCUUCAAAACCACCAAUCCCAAUUCCAGAGCCAAGACAUGGCUGCCUGCAAAACCCCCCACCACAUCUUGCCUGAAACUCCAACCCCUCUUGAGCCAACCACGGCAUCAUGGAGCCACACCCUUAAACCAUCUGAGCUAUUUGGUGAGCUCCAUUAUCUUCCAUAGAUUCAACCCAAAUGUCAACAAACAAAGACCCAAAACAUGAUUCUGGGUUUUCCUCGCUUAAGUCAGAAAGUUUGCAAUUUUGCACCGAGGGACUUGGGUCUGAGAGUUCUGAUGAUGUUGAGGACUUGCAAAGUGAUAUGAUCAAUGAAAACUGGCAAGUCAAAGAAGACAAAGUGGUGAGUACCUGUGUGAAGCAUGUUGCAUCUGGGGCUUCGAGUGGCGAGCUUAGGAGGCCACGGAUGAGCAGAGGAGCCUUCCCUCCACCGCUAUCUUUCAUAGGAAGGAGUGGAAAGGCAGGGGUUUGCUUCACGUCCUAUAGGCAAAAUGGAAGGUUUGUGUUGAAAGAAGUAAGAAUUCCCACUCAGGAAUUUCUACAAACACGUAGAGAGCAUGGACGUCUGAAACUGCAAUUUGUUCAACCCAAUCACUACGCCCACGAAGAAGAUGAGGAAGAGGAAGCUGAUGAAGAACAUGAUGCUGUUGAAGAUCAACAUGAUGUUAGCAAUGUUGGGGACAAUGAUCAAUCUUGAAAGAUAACAAAAUCAAGAUUUUUUUUCCUUCUUUCUGGGUUAGCUUCACUUGUUCUUGUUCUAAAUCAGUGAAUAAAUCAGCCAUGAAA